CUCCAAAUGAAACAAAUUAAUAAACCUAAAUUGGAGAGAGAGACAUAGUUUUUGAUAAAAGAAAAGUUCAGCACAAGAGAGAUCGAGGUUAUGGCGGAAGAUAGAGCUAACAGUUGCGAAGAAAAGAAGGCGGUACCGCGCCCUAAAAUGCCGGAAUCGCCCAACUCCGGCGACUCAGUUGACGCUCCUCCCAAUUCCAAACCGAGAAUACCGAAACUGGACGAUUUCACAACGAAGAAAACGAAUCAAGCUGAAUCCCCUGCCAAUGGCGGGAACAAGGGAAGAUCGUGCAAAGGAUGCCUCUAUUAUUCUUCGCAAUUGAAAUCCGAUUCGAGGAAUCCUCUCUGCAUCGGCCUCUCCCGCUCCCUCCCUGCUGCGCCUCGAUAUAUUGUUGGGAAAUCUGAGAUGGAAGCAUCUAAAGAGGGUAAGAUCCUCAGGGAUUUUAAAUACGGUUGCGUUGGUUAUUCUAUUUACGCCGACCAAAAGAACCGGACCCCUGAUGCACAACAGUCUGAACCGGAACUGCCGAUCUGCAUGGGACUUGAGGUGUUAGUGGAUCGGAAAAUCAAAGAAUCUUUGCCUGAUGGAAACAGAUUACCAGUACCACAGCAUCGGUCACCUCAACCAGCUAAUUCCAGUCGGGACGAGUUUCUGAGCAGGUUUACGCGAAAUGCAAACCUGAUUGCAAAUGGGGUGGCGAAGAACAUUCGUAGAGUAGGGAACCAGAUAAAGCGAAGCCUGGAUGAUAUCAUGUAUCCCUACGGAAAAAGACCAAAGUAAGUGAAGGCGGAUCGAAAUGCGUGGUGGAUAUUGUGCGAAUGUGCUGUAUGAAACCGAACACAAAACUUUGAUAAAUAUUAACCCUUGGUCCACGA
Molecule: messenger RNA, 875 nt
Organism: Salvia hispanica
Lineage: Eukaryota; Viridiplantae; Streptophyta; Magnoliopsida; Lamiales; Lamiaceae
Source: RefSeq, a predicted model, not a curated record